UUGUAUAUUAUGUGGUUAAUACACUGUCUUGUGUUUAAGUCUAUCCUCAAAAAAGUCUCAAACCAUGGACUAUCAAGUAUCUUUGCCACCAUCCACCACCACAUGUCUCUCCUUUAAGGUGCAACGCCGGCAGCCUGAGCUUGUCACUCCGGCUAAGCCAACGCCACGAGAGCUCAAACCUCUCUCCGACAUAGACGACCAGCAAGGACUGAGAUUUCAAAUUCCUGUUAUCUUUUUCUAUAGACCUAACCUUACUAGUAAUCUUGAUCCGGUUCAAGUGGUCAGGAGAGCUCUGGCUCAGACGCUGGUUUACUAUUACCCGUUCGCUGGUAGGCUCCGGGAAGGUCUUAACCGAAAACUUUCGGUGGACUGUACCGGAGAAGGCGUUUUGUUCAUUGAAGCAGACGCUGACGUUACGUUGGCUAAGUUGGAAGAAGCUGAUGCUCUUCUUCCCCCUUUCCCUUGCUUAGAAGAGCUUCUCUUUGACGUAGAAGGUUCCAGCGAGCUUCUUAACACUCCUUUGCUUCUCGUUCAGGUCACACGUCUCAAGUGUAGCGGAUUCAUCUUCGCCCUCCGUUUCAACCACACCAUGACUGAUGGAGCCGGUCUGUCCCUCUUUCUGAAAUCACUAUGCGAGUUGGCAUGUGGGUUACACGCGCCGUCGGUUCCACCAGUGUGGGAACGAGAGUCCCUGAUUGCGAGUGCAUCUGCGCGUGUGACACAUACGCACCGCGAGUAUGAUGAUAAAGUGGAACCUGAAGCAGUUGUUGUUGGAGACUUUUUAGUUAGUAGGUCUUUCUUUUUUGGUCCGGAGGAGAUUUCCGCUGUACGGGGACUCCUCCCGGCCGAUCUCCACAACACCACUUUUGAAGUGAUGACAUCGUUUUUGUGGCGUUGUCGGACGAUUGCACUGAGUCCUGACCCCAACACCGAGAUGCGAAUGACAUGCAUCGUCAAUUCUCGUUCCAAACUUAGCAACCCGCCCAUACCAUCCGGUUACUACGGUAACGUUUUUGCCAUCCCUGUGGCGAUAGCUACCGCAAAAGAUCUGAUGGAGAAACCGCUCGAGUUUCCUCUGAGGUUGAUACAAGAGGCAAAGAAGAGCGUGACAGAGGACUACAUACGGUCGAUGACGGCAUUAAUGGCAACUAGAGGGAGGCCUAUGUUUGUGGCAGCUGGAAACUAUAUAGUGUCGGAUUUGAGACAUUUUGAUUUAGGAAAAGUUGAUUUCGGGCCGUGGGGUAAACCUGUGUACGGUGGAACCGCUAAGGCCGGUAUCGCAGUGUUUCCAGGAGUGAGCUUCUACGUGCCAUUUAAGAAUAGAAAAGGUGUGAGCGGAACCGUUGUGGCAAUUAGCUUGCCGGUACAAGCGAUGGAGAAGUUCGUAAAAGAGCUUGAUGGUGUGUUACAUGUGACCUAACGGAUGUAGAAAACAUGCAUUACUAUCAUUAGAAGGUCUUCGCUCUUAAAGCUGAUCAGUAUUAUCAGUAAUGUAUUUAUUUGUAUGCCUUGCAUAAUAAAAUUGUCACAUCAUCUAGA
Brassica oleracea var. oleracea is the source of this 1539-nucleotide messenger RNA. RefSeq names its product (Z)-3-hexen-1-ol acetyltransferase-like. The record is from RefSeq and is a predicted model, not a curated record. Lineage: Eukaryota; Viridiplantae; Streptophyta; Magnoliopsida; Brassicales; Brassicaceae. Bases 65 to 1420 code for a protein of 451 amino acids. The transcript has 2 exons.